CCUGUUACAGAUCUAACCUUUGUUCCAAAGAACAGCAAAAGCAGGAAGAAAGAGUUGAGAUCAGAGGGAAGGAAGGAAGAAUGUUUAAGAUGGUGGAAGACGACGAGGUGGAUAUCGUGAUCGCAGCACUCAACCAGGACCUCGGAUUCUUGGAAGAAUGGCGAUCCUUGAUUUCGCGAUUUCAUAUCAUAAUCGUCAAAGAUCCUGAACUUGAUUCUGGUCUCCAGAUUCCCCCAGAUUUCCCGAGUCUGUCUGUCUACACCCGAUCCGACAUGGAGGCGCGAAUAGGCCCCGAAUCACUCUCCUUGCUUCGGUUCACUGGCUUCUCUACUCGGUACUAUGGGUACCUCCUGUCUAAGCGGCGGUACGUCGUAUCCAUAGAUGCUGAUUGCGUACCGCUCAAGGACAAUCUUGGCCGUCCGAUCGAUAUCGUGAGACAACACUUGGCAAAUCUGACGACACCUGCCACUCCUCUCUUUUUCAAUACUCUCUACGACCCAUAUGCCAAGGGGUCGGAUUUCGUUCGUGGGUAUCCUUUCGGUCUACGGUGCGGUGUGAAUUGUGCGGUAUCUUGCGGGCUUUGGCUCAACAUACCAGACUUUGAUGCAUCUAUUUUGAAGUCCGGGAAGCGCAAUGAUAGACUUGUAGAUGCGGUGCUGACGGUACCCAAGGGUACCAUGCUUCCAUUGAGCGGUGUGAAUGUUGCAUUUGACCGGGAAUUGAUCGGACCGGCUUUGUUCUCCGGGUUGAUAUUGGCUGGAGAAGGGAAGGUCCGACAUGAGACGGUUGAAGAUCUAUGGUGUGGGAUGUGUGUGAAGGUGGUAUGCGAUCACUUGGGGUAUGGUAUCAAGAGCGGUAUGCCAUACGUACAAAGAGGUGGCGAUGGCGAAACUGAGCAGGAGAUCCAGAUGGAGCGUACCAUGGAAGGUACCAGCCUCCUUGAGGUGGCGGUUCCAUUCUUCCAAACCAUGAGGUUGCCUCAGUCCGCGGUGACCGCAGAAGAAUGCAUUGUGGAGAUGGCAAAACUGGUCAGAGAGGAGCUCGGACGCGCUGACCCGAGCUUUGCUCGAGCCGCGGAUGCCAUGGAGGAGUGGGUGCGCCUGUGGAGGUCUAUGCAUACCAAGCAGUGAAGUUGGGUACUAUUUGGUACCAAUUCUUUUGAUUAGUAUAGUUGCUUAGAUGAUAAUGGUGCAUAUAGUUGAAGGGGCCUUACUUCUAUCGCAAUUUUAUGGAUCGGACCGGACAUUUGGUCCUGCCGUGCAAUUCAAGAAUGUAACAAGUCUUUUUUGGUGUUUCUGUUAGGGAUUUAAAAGAGUCGGGCUUAGAUCUGAUCCAGAAAUUGCUAAGUCAAGUUAAAUUUAUUCCCAAUUUUGCAAUGUCAUUGUAUUCAGAUUUUAUUCAGUUCCACAUUUGAUUCAGAUAAGAACCUAAAUUUGAAA
Nymphaea colorata (pocket water lily) is the source of this 1439-nucleotide messenger RNA. Its product is annotated as probable UDP-arabinopyranose mutase 5. Gene Ontology annotation, molecular function: UDP-arabinopyranose mutase activity. The record is from RefSeq and is a predicted model, not a curated record. Gene Ontology annotation, cellular component: cytosol; Golgi apparatus. Gene Ontology annotation, biological process: UDP-L-arabinose metabolic process; plant-type cell wall biogenesis. Bases 81 to 1130 code for a protein of 349 amino acids. The transcript has a single exon. Lineage: Eukaryota; Viridiplantae; Streptophyta; Magnoliopsida; Nymphaeales; Nymphaeaceae.